Molecule: messenger RNA, 4177 nt
Organism: Prinia subflava (tawny-flanked prinia)
Lineage: Eukaryota; Metazoa; Chordata; Aves; Passeriformes; Cisticolidae
Gene: GABRB3
Product: gamma-aminobutyric acid type A receptor subunit beta3
Exons: 10
Coding region: 2678-4177 (499 amino acids)
Biological process (GO): regulation of membrane potential; signal transduction; chemical synaptic transmission
Cellular component (GO): neuron projection; GABA-A receptor complex; plasma membrane
Molecular function (GO): GABA-A receptor activity; extracellular ligand-gated monoatomic ion channel activity; chloride channel activity
Source: RefSeq, a predicted model, not a curated record
AGAACAGGUUUACAGUGAAGGGGUUUUUGCAGGUAUAGCUGCACUCAUACAUUAUGCUACAGAAGCUCUACUAUUCUGCAUCAAGUUUACAGACCUUGUUCAUGCCGAGGAUUUUAGACAGGAAGUGAAAUAACACAGAAAUACCUUAACUGACACCCUGCCUCAAUCUUUAUGUCUUUCUCUUGGGUCUGAUUUUCUGGUAAAACAGUUCCUUGAAGAGUGAUGUGGAAAUAGACACGGAAUGCUGUGAAACUGGGGAGAAAACCCCUGCAAAAAAAAGCCUAAUUCCCUUCCAUUUAGUGUAAUUUUGAACCAGGGAGGCUGAACAUGUAAUGGUCUCAGGAGGAACCCUACUUGCUCUUCAUUAAGGAGUAUUUGCAGCAGGGUCUGCCUGCCUGUAAUCUCAGGCGGAGAGACUGUUUCUCAGUUGCUAUUGCACUGGGAUGUGUUUGAGUCACAGUUUCCCUGCUCACAGUGACAAUGUGCAUUAUCGAUUUUGAUUUUUACGCUCUCAGAGCUGGAAUAAAAAAAAUCUACACAGCUUCAGAAGAGCAACAGGACCCUCUUUUUUUUUUUUUUUCAUUUUUAAAACACAGAAAAUGAGUACCUAUAUUCUGAUGGCCCUCUACAGCUGAUUUUUACCUUACCAUUUUCUUUAACCUAUCAAAACUCUUGUCUCCACUGAAACAAUCACAGCACCUUGAUUUUGUGCUUGCUCUUCUCCCAGCUGAUAUAUUCUUUGAUUUCCCAUGCUGUUCCUUUCAAAGAUGUCUAUACAGGAAUACUUCCUCCAGUAGACUUAGGGCGUAAGAAAACCCCACAGCUUGGUUUUUAAUGCCCUGAGACUGGUGCUUAAAGUAAAGCUAAAAGCUGCCCGAGUUGGCCUUUUGUUUACAGAACAAGAUACUGGGUCUCUUUUACUUCUGUAAGGCCACUGUUUAUCCUUAGACCAUAAGCUUUCUUGAGCAAGAGCUAAUUGUUGUUAUAGGUUUAUGUAGCACUUAAAAGAGAAUCCUGUUCCUGAUGGGGUCCACUCAUCGCUGCAGAAAACAAAUUAUUGUUAGUAAACAAAAACAAAUCUAGUACUAAUGAAAAGCCCUAGAGCAGAAAUGGCUGCACUUCUUCACGGAGCUGUGCUACUGUGCUGCUGCUCUUAAGGGGAUUUUUAUGCUUUAAAAGCUGCUACAGUAUUUUAUUUUGGUAUCUAGUUGAUGGAGUUCUGGAGAUCACGCUUACAGAUUUUCCAGGAUCUUACACACAUUAUUCCAUUAAGGAGGCUAGACCAGCCGCCAGGCUUGUUUCUUUACUGGAUAUACCUGGACUCAGUUUCUAUCAGCGGCUGUCCUGGCAGGAUCCUGACGUUAGGUACAUUAGACACCUCCCUGACUAUGCUGACAUCCAGAAUACUUUGGUCCAUAAAAAUCUAUGUUCCCUUUUAUUGUGAUACUAGGGAGAUAUUCAUCUCAAGAAAAAAUCAGAAUUAUCUGGUUCAAAAUGAAGAGCUGAAUGAUUCUUUUAUUAUUUAGGCUUUGGAUAUUACAGAGCUAAGGCUCCAGCUGGCAGUACACAAAAGACUGGGUUUACAUUUUGUUUUGUGCCAUUGCAGAUUCUAAGUUAGCUUAUGAGAGAUUCUGGGUAUGAGGAACAUAACUGGGCAACCAUUUGUGGGAAGCAGCAAGAUCCACUUGGACUCAAAUCUCAUACCUGAUUGUUUUCAGCACUUUUACCACCAGGACAUAACAGAUGUUGGUUCUGUUGGAAGCAGUGUGAGUAGUCAAAUGUCUUUCAGGUGAAUAACAUUUGGGAAUGUUAGCACAAAAACAAACAUCCAAAAAACCAAACAGGUGGCAUAUGACAGAGCUGUUUUCUGUGCCAUGGCUAAAAUGUUCCAAAUUUCAAGACUGGUUGGAGAAUUAGGAAUGCCAGGGUUUUGUGGGGGUUUUUUUGGUUUUUUUUUCUGAGAAGCCAGCCAAACAGCAGCUUGCUACAAAUCAGCAGAAUCCCAAGGAACCGGUACAGGCCUGGCACUUCCCUUUUUAAAAAAGUCUGCUAGAAAGAAGGGCAUAAAUGAUCUUUAAUAUACAAAAACAUUUUGUCUAUGCAACUGCAAGGGCUGUGUAGCCUGACUUGUGUGUCAUAAAAGCCACAAAAUAUCCCAGCACUUGCAUUAUGCAAUAGCUAUUUGGUUUUUCUUUUUCACGUUCAACAAUUCAAUAGAAGGAAGAAAUGCCUUUGAUGGCCAUUCGUAAGUAAUGCUGAUUACUGGCCUCCUACGAGCUUGAUGAAGUCCAGAAAAUCCACCGUUGACUGAUGCUUUCCCUGUGCAAAAUCGGAUUUUUGUAUUUUGCUAAUCCCCGGUUACAAUCUGUGUCCUGCUCUUUGUGAUCCACCCUGCAAUCAGAAUCCAGCCAGCCCAGAUGUAACCCAGGACAUUAAUAUAAAAUCUUGACGUUGGAAACAUAGCUUUUAUUAGCAUAAAUCUUAAAUACGUAAGGGAGGUGUUUACUGUGCGGAAACUUUGGGAUUUGUCUGGAGUGUUUCCUUGGGCUGAGGAGUACGAGGAGCUUUCACAGGCAAAGCGGCAAACUGGAAGUGGCCUGGAGCUGACACGCUGGAGCACUCACUGCCUGGGCUGGAUGGUUUUCUUGCUCUGAGGAGCAGGACGAGGUUGUAGGAGAUGCUCCACUACAUCCUUUGGAUCAUUUUCUUGGCAACAAUGAAGGCGAGAGGGGAGCUGCCAUUCAUUGCAGAAAACAACGCGGCUAUGAUGGUGAACUGGAAUGCAGCUGAAGAAAACAAAAAAUUAUACGCAAUUUAUGAUACAAGUGUGAACGAUCCCGGCAACAUGUCCUUCGUGAAAGAAACUGUGGAUAAAUUGUUGAAGGGCUACGACAUCCGCCUGCGGCCGGAUUUCGGAGGUCCGCCCGUCUGCGUGGGGAUGAACAUCGACAUCGCCAGCAUCGACAUGGUUUCCGAAGUCAACAUGGAUUACACUUUGACUAUGUAUUUUCAACAGUACUGGAGAGAUAAGAGGCUGGCUUAUGCUGGCAUUCCUCUCAACCUCACGCUUGAUAACCGAGUGGCAGAUCAGCUUUGGGUGCCUGACACUUACUUCUUAAAUGACAAGAAAUCAUUUGUGCAUGGCGUUACUGUGAAGAAUCGAAUGAUUCGCCUUCACCCGGACGGAACGGUGCUUUACGGUCUCAGAAUAACAACCACUGCAGCAUGCAUGAUGGACUUGAGAAGAUACCCAUUAGAUGAACAAAACUGUACUCUGGAAAUAGAAAGCUAUGGCUACACAACUGAUGACAUAGAGUUCUACUGGAGAGGUGGAGAUAACGCAGUCACCGGCGUGGAGAGGAUUGAACUUCCUCAGUUCUCUAUCGUGGAGUACAGACUGGUGUCAAAGAAUGUUGUCUUUGCCACAGGUGCCUAUCCAAGACUUUCACUGAGCUUCAGGUUGAAGAGAAAUAUUGGCUACUUUAUUCUUCAAACCUAUAUGCCCUCCAUACUGAUUACCAUUUUAUCAUGGGUGUCAUUCUGGAUCAAUUAUGAUGCAUCAGCAGCAAGAGUUGCCCUUGGAAUUACGACUGUGCUGACUAUGACAACAAUCAACACUCACCUGCGAGAGACUUUGCCUAAAAUUCCAUAUGUUAAAGCCAUUGACAUGUAUCUCAUGGGCUGCUUUGUGUUUGUCUUCUUGGCCUUACUUGAAUACGCCUUUGUCAACUACAUUUUCUUUGGAAAAGGCCCUCAAAGGCAGAAGAAACUUGCAGAAAAAACAACAAAGGCAAACAACGAUCGCUCAAGGUUUGAAGGCAGUCGGGUGGACACCCAUGGAAACAUUCUGCUGACAUCCCUUGAAAUUCACAACGAGGUGGCAAGCAAUGAGGUCACCACCAGCGUUACAGAAGCCCGAAAUUCAACUAUAUCCUUUGACAACUCAGGAAUCCAGUACAGAAAACAAAGCUCACAUCGUGAAAGCCUUGGGAGGCGUUCGUCAGAAAGACCGGGCUCCCACAGCAAGAGGGGCCAUUUACGAAGAAGGUCUUCACAACUGAAAAUAAAAAUCCCCGAUCUAACAGAUGUGAAUGCCAUCGACAGAUGGUCAAGAAUGGUGUUUCCAUUCACAUUUUCUCUUUUCAACUUAAUUUACUGGCUAUACUAUGUUAACUGA